Messenger RNA from Helianthus annuus (common sunflower), 2673 nucleotides. RefSeq lists its product as uncharacterized. The coding region runs from base 1 to 2673 and encodes 890 amino acids. Gene Ontology annotation, biological process: DNA integration. NCBI's taxonomy places the organism in Eukaryota, Viridiplantae, Streptophyta, Magnoliopsida, Asterales, Asteraceae. The record is from RefSeq and is a predicted model, not a curated record. The transcript is spliced from 6 exons. Gene Ontology annotation, molecular function: nucleic acid binding; zinc ion binding.
AUGUCGCUAAAUCAACUAAGUCCAAUUGCUCAAGCGGAACUUGAAACUAGAACUACCACUCGCCCACCAAAGUUGAAAGGGGCGGAAGACUUUAGCACUUGGAAAACUCGCAUUCAAUCGUUCUUCGAGUACACGGACUACAAUCUGUGGCUCUCUGUUACCGCUGGACCUCACAUUCCAACGGUAGUUCGAGGAGAUGCAGUAGUUGCUAACAAUGAUGCUACUACCUUCACUGAUGAAGACAAGGCUCUCAUUCAACGAAAUGAAGAACUGAUCGAAAGCAAGAGAGAUAUGGUGCAGAAACAAUACGACAUGUUUUGCGGAGUUCGUGGAGAAAGUCUUUCUGAUCACAUUAGUCGCUUCUUGAACAUGAUGACCAAAAUGAAGAAGGCAGGAAAUCCUGUUACAAAUCGUGCUGCAAUAAAGAAGCUGCUUGAUUCACUCCCCAAGGAAUGGAGCCUACAAUGCAUGAUGAUCAAGAAGGAUUUCCUCAACAAUCCUAAUCCUGUCACUCUGUCAGAUCUGAUCAACACCCUAAGAGCCUUUGAAAUGGAUGUUAACAAAAGAGAGAUGAACACUGCUGGAUAUCAACCUAAGUCAACUCAACCUUCAGCUGGAUUGAAGAAUGUGGCAUUUCUCGCUUCAGGGGGCAUCACUCCACAAGCUUCUGACUUAAUUUACGCGAACGCUUCCGCAAGCGCAUCAAAAGCCCCACAACUUGUUGAGAAGACCAUCACUGUUGACACUCAAGCGUUGAAAGUAUCCACUGAAAAUGUGGCACUCUUCAACACAUUUUUGAGCAGCUACGAAGCCCUAAUGUCUGGGGAACUGAAAAAGGAGAUGUUCACUGCUGAAGACAUGUAUCAGAAAUUUCAAGACAAGACAUGCAAGCGUUUGGGUCUUGGAAAAGCUGGCUUUGACAAAUCUAAGCUGAGGUGCUACAACUGCAAGAAUCUAGGACACUUCAAGCGCGAUUGUCCUCUGUUGAAAGAAGGAAACAGUGAAACUACUCCUGCUGUUAAGCAAAUCACAGUUGAAGAGAACAAAAACAAUGCGUCUCCCAGCACGCCAAAAGCUUUAGUCGUUGAAGACUAUGAUUGGGGUGAAGAAAUCACUGAAGCAAAGGAGCAAGUUAACAAAGCCCUGAUGGCCAAGAUUUCAGGUGAAUCAUCUGCCAGGCAGUUCGAGAAGCAGACAGCUGGAAUUCCGACUGGAGACAAUGCUGCUGACAAGGGAUUGAAAAGCAUUCUUACUUCUGUGGAGACUUGUGAUCAAGCAGAAAAGCAUGUUGCUAAAGAAACAUCUGAGAAAGGCAAGGAUAAGGUCCAAGCAGCAGCCAUGAAAGCAGACUCAUCAAAAGAAAAGGCUGACAAGGACUUGGGCCAUGUGCCUACAUUUGAGACCUGUGAUCGUGAACCUUAUGUGUCUGAUUGUCAUGAUUUAAAUUAUGCGUGUUGUGAUGAUAAAGUUGCUUGUGAAUCUCCUGUAUUUGUGCCAGAAUUAAAAAGGAAUAGCUUUGGAAAAUUCCUUACAAAGGAAAUUCCCGAAUUUAUUCCUUCUAGAACAGGUAUGACAGAAUUAGAAAGGAGCGUCACUGAAAACCAAGAUAAUGAAGAUUCAAGCGUCACCACCACAGAAGACGAACAAACAUCAGAAAGUUCAACUGAAGAUCAACCAACUAGUGAUGAAAGCUUCGAGUGUUCAAGUUAUGAAGCAAGUGAAGAACAAAGUUCGAGCGAGGACAACACGUCUGAAAGCUUACUCGAUUCAGACAGUGAUGAAGAACAUCAAGAAGAUGAAAGCAGAAAUAAACUCCAGAAAUGGCUUCGAAUGCUCAUGGAAUACAUCUGGCACGUCGACAGCGGAUGUUCAAGACACAUGACUGGAUUGAAGGAACUGCUGAAAAACUUCCGCUUUAUUGAUGGUGAUUUCGUGUCUUUUGCUGGCGACGAAAAGGGAGGAAAGAUUAUUGGAGUAGGAGAUGUGGUGUCCGAAGCCCUCACGUUAGAGAAUGUCAACUAUGUUCCUGAGCUGUGCUAUAAUCUCAUGGGUGUCUCUCAAGUCUGCGAUAAAGGAAUCUCAGUGCUCUUCAAUGAUAUGGAAUGCUUGUUCCUAAAGCCCGGUUAUGUUGUUCCUGCAGAAAUGAUCAUGCUCACUGCUCCAAGACAGAACAACACAUACGUGCUCAACAUGAAAAAUGCCAAGACAAAUGACAACUUGACAUGCUUAAUCUCCAAAGCUUCAGAAUCGGAGUCACUGCUUUGGCAUAGACGACUGGGCCAUGGAAAGCAGCAUAAGAAACCACACAAGUCCAAAGCAGUGAACACGAUUUCUGCACCACUUCAAUUGUUGCACAUGGAUCUUUUCGGUCCUAUCAGUGUUAAAAGUCUUGCUAAAAGCUCUUAUUGUUUGGUUGUAACAGAUGAUUACUCUCGGUUUUCAUGGGUAUAUUUUCUUGAAGCAAAGAGCGAGACAGCUGAAGUGUUAAAAUCAUUCAUUCCCCUGAUUGAGAACGUGACCAAGCUGAAAAGUCUAUCAGAAGUGACAACGGGUCCGAGUUCAAAAAUCAGACCUUCAUAUCAUUCUGUGCAGAAAAAGGAAUUCAUCUUCAAUAUAGUGCAGCCAGAACUCCCCAACAAAAUGGAGUUGCUGAACGCAAGAAUAGAACGCUGA